Rotaria sp. Silwood2 is the source of this 708-nucleotide messenger RNA. NCBI's taxonomy places the organism in Eukaryota, Metazoa, Rotifera, Eurotatoria, Philodinida, Philodinidae. The record is from the annotation of a GenBank genome assembly.
AUGUCGAUUCAUCCUCAAGAUGGAAAUAAUAUUCAACAAUCAACAACAAGAACAUCACUUCGACAAUUACGAACAAUUAUAAAUUCGAGUGACGAUGAUCCACCACCUUAUCCUGGUCUUGAAAUAACAGCAAAUACUCAUCGUACGACAGCCUAUUUUCUUCCAAAACGUUCAUCGAAUAAUCAUGAGCAAAACAUUUCAAUAUCAACUGAUGAAUAUGCAUCAGAAAACCAACAUGCUAUUCAAGCACGACAAUGGAAAAUAUCAGCUAACCAAUAUCGUAUUUGUUAUACUGGUAAUUUAUCAGAUGAUUUUCUUCGAAUAAAAGUUUCUUUAAAAUCACAAGUUACUAAUCAAAAUCAGUUCAAUAGAAAUUCUUUUACAGAUGUUCAUUUAGAUCAAUCUAUUCCGUCGACAUUCUUCCAAUUUAGUAGAAAAUCAUCCAAUAUUAAAAUUCUUAAAAAUUCAAAAAUUCGUGCACAAAUGCUUCAUAAUUUUCUUACAAAAAUUCGACAAGAACCAGCAAUAAAAAUAUCAAUGGUUCCAGAAGAACCGAUUACUCAGAGUGAUGGCUAUUCGUAUGGAAAAGAUAAUUUAUUUACUAAUCAAAAACGAAUCCAACUUCCAGUUGCACCAUUCGUUACUAAAUAUGAUUCAUUACAAUUAGAAAGUAACAAAAAGUUCAUAAUUCAACUAAUAUAUGGAUGA